UAAGUCAGGCUGUUAGGUAGGGGCAUGGGAAGCCAGGAGAGCACAGCCUCACCAUGACCCUCAGCCGACCCUCCAGCCGCACUCUGGCUCCCGUGCUGCUGUCCUUGCUGCUGGGUGGUCCGGUGUUGGCCUCAGAGAUUGUGGGUGGCCGGCCAGCCCAGGCCCACGCUUGGCCCUUCAUGGCAUCCCUGCAACUACGCAGAGGUCACUUCUGUGGUGCUACACUCAUCGCCAGAAACUUUGUCAUGUCAGCAGCCCACUGUGUGAACGGCCUAAACUUCCGGUCGGUGCAGGUAGUGCUGGGGGCCCACAACCUCCGGCGACGGGAACCCACUCGACAGAUCUUCUCUGUGCAGCGGGUCUUCGAGAAUGGCUUCGACCCCUCUCGUCUGGUGAAUGACAUUGUAAUCAUCCAGCUCAAUGGCUCAGCCACCAUUAACACCAACGUGCAGGUGGCCCAGCUGCCUGCCCAGGGCCGUGGCGUGGAUAAUGGCACUCCAUGCCUGGCCAUGGGCUGGGGCAGGCUGGGCACAAACCGACCUUUACCCAGCGUGCUCCAAGAGCUCAAUGUGACGGUGGUGACGAACCUCUGCCGCCGCGGUCUGAAUGUAUGCACGAUCGUGCCGCGGCGGCGAGCGGGCAUCUGCUUCGGUGACUCUGGAGGACCUCUGGUCUGUAAUGGACUUGUCCAAGGCAUCGACUCCUUCAUUCGUGGGGGCUGCGGGUCUGGACUGUUCCCAGAUGCCUUUGCGCCUGUGGCUGAGUUCGCAGACUGGAUCAACUCCAUUAUCCGCAGCCAUGAUGACCACCCCGACAUCCACCCCAGAGAUCCCGAGAGUGGGACCAGCUGAUCGGCCCAUCCCCUCAGCUGCUCAAGACGGCCCUCAAUAAAAGCAAUGUUUCCUUUGUA
Messenger RNA from Myodes glareolus (Bank vole), 910 nucleotides. The record is from RefSeq and is a predicted model, not a curated record. NCBI's taxonomy places the organism in Eukaryota, Metazoa, Chordata, Mammalia, Rodentia, Cricetidae.